CAUGGCGGCCCGCAUCGGCUGUCGCACUGAACUGCUGCUCAACCUCAAAUAUCAAAGCCUAUUAACUGACAGUUUGCGUCUUUUCAGUUAGUGAUUGAAUACGUGUAUGUUUAUAAAUGGAUGCGAUGUUCACGAUGAGGUUUCAAGGCAUAAAUAUAGUUUGUUUGUUCAGGAGUGACAUGUUUGUAAAGUCAUAGAGACGAUGAAUGUGUCUCUGUUUAGAUGUCACGGGCUCUUUCUGCCCUUUAUCAAACACUGUCCUCCUUAUAUAAACAUAUCUCACACGAACAGAAGAUGUGUGAUCACACACAGACGGAUGAGAAGAGACUUCAGCACUAAAGCAUCGCAACAGGACAGUCUCGACAUGUCAAAGUUUCCGGUGGAGAGGAUCAGAAACUUCAGCAUUAUCGCUCAUAUCGAUCAUGGCAAAAGCACUUUAGCAGACAGACUGUUGGAGAUGACAGGUGCCAUCGCAACGACGGGAAAUAACAAGCAGGUGUUGGACAAGCUUCAGGUGGAGAGAGAGAGAGGGAUUACAGUUAAAGCCCAGACCGCAUCUCUCUUUUAUCAACACGAGGGGCAGACGUACCUGCUCAAUCUGAUCGACACACCCGGUCACGUUGACUUCAGUUAUGAGGUGUCACGCUCUAUAUCCGCUUGCCAAGGAGUUCUGCUUAUCGUAGAUGCAAAUCAGGGGAUUCAAGCACAAACAGUUGCUAAUUUCUACCUGGCGUUUGAGGCUCAACUAACAAUCAUCCCUGUGAUAAACAAGAUUGAUUUGAAAAAUGCAGAUCCAGAGAGAGUGGAAAAACAGAUCGAAAAGGUCUUUGACAUACCUAAAGAAGAGUGCAUCAGGAUUUCUGCCAAACUAGGCACAAAUGUGGAUCAGGUUCUUCAGGAGGUGGUGAAACGGAUUCCUCCGCCGUCCGCAGGAGUGGAUGAACCCUUUAAAGCCCUCGUCUUCGAUUCCACAUUUGAUCAUUACAGAGGGGUCGUGGCCAGCGUGGCUCUGUUUGGUGGACGUGUGUCCAGAGGGGAUAAGAUCGUCUCCGCUUAUUUGGGUAAAACAUAUGAGGUCAAUGAGCUGGGCGUCCUGAGACCCGAUGAACACCCGACAGAAACCCUGUACGCCGGUCAGGUGGGUUACGUGAUCGCAGGGAUGAAGGAGGUGAAAGAGGCUCAGAUUGGAGACACACUUUACCUUCAGAAACAACCUGUGGAGGCGCUGCCGGGCUUCAAACCAGCUAAACCCAUGGUGUUCGCAGGCAUGUAUCCUGUGGACCAAUCAGAAUACAGCGCCCUGCACAGCGCGGUGGAGAAACUGACGCUCAAUGACUCCAGUGUGAGUGUACAGAGAGACAGCAGCCUAGCACUCGGAGCCGGCUGGAGGUUGGGAUUUCUGGGUCUCCUGCACAUGGAGGUGUUUAACCAGCGGUUGGAGCAGGAGUACAACGCCUCUGUGAUCAUCACCGCUCCAACGGUCCCAUACAAAGCUGUUUUAUCAUCUGCUAAACUCAUAAAGGAACACGGUACAGAGACGAUCACCAUCAUCAACCCCGCUCAGUUCCCCGAGAGGUCGCAGGUCACAGAGUUUCUGGAGCCCAUGGUGAUGGGAACGAUCAUCGCUCCGGACGACUUCACCGGGAAGAUCAUGAGUCUGUGUCAGAGCCGCAGGGGUGUCCAGAAGAACAUGUUUUACAUCGAUGAUCAUCGGGUGAUAAUGAAGUACAUCUUCCCUCUAAAUGAGAUCGUGGUGGACUUUUACGAUCAGCUCAAGUCCAUGUCAUCGGGAUACGCCAGUUUUGAUUAUGAAGAUGCGGGUUAUGAAACGGCUGAACUGAUCAAGAUCGACUUUCUGCUCAACGGACGGCCCGUGGAGGAACUCACCACCAUCGUUCACAAAGAGAGAGCGUACAGUUCUGGUAAAGCCAUGUGUGAGCGCUUGCAGGAGUCUAUUCCUCGACAGAUGUUUGAGAUCGCAAUCCAGGCGGCCGUCGGCAGCAAAAUCAUCGCCCGAGAAACAAUCAAAGCGUACAGAAAGAACGUUCUAGCAAAAUGUUAUGGGGGAGACAUUACACGGAAAAUGAAACUGUUAAAGAAGCAGGCUGAAGGAAAGAAGAAAAUGCGUCGGAUCGGAAACAUCGACGUUCCCAAAGACGCUUUCAUCAAUGUUCUUAAACGGAAGUAGAUCCAUCAUAUAAGCCGUCCGAGGAGCUUGAUUUGCAGAACGACGUGGACUAAUAUAACUAAGUGAAAUGAUUCGGAGUACUUGAAGCAGAUUAAAGGAAUUAAUCUUGUGUUCUCCGAGAGAACAUUCACAGAC
Molecule: messenger RNA, 2323 nt
Organism: Triplophysa dalaica
Lineage: Eukaryota; Metazoa; Chordata; Actinopteri; Cypriniformes; Nemacheilidae
Gene: guf1
Product: GTP binding elongation factor GUF1
Exons: 17
Coding region: 203-2188 (661 amino acids)
Biological process (GO): positive regulation of translation
Cellular component (GO): mitochondrion
Molecular function (GO): GTP binding; GTPase activity; mitochondrial ribosome binding
Source: RefSeq, a predicted model, not a curated record